This is a messenger RNA of Maylandia zebra (zebra mbuna), 3119 nucleotides long. NCBI's taxonomy places the organism in Eukaryota, Metazoa, Chordata, Actinopteri, Cichliformes, Cichlidae. The record is from RefSeq and is a predicted model, not a curated record.
AACAAAACCAACGGUGCGCUCCGCAGUAUCAGCACAUCCAGCAUCAGCUGAGAUUGUAGAUGACAGAGUCCAGAAAGGAGAGAGGACCCAGAGGAACAAUAAUCAUUAUUAGUAUUACUAUUACAGAGUGUUCUUAACUCGUGUCUGUAGCUCGGAGACUUAUUCUAGUGUUUUAAGAAAUGGAAGAUUUGGGAAAAGUCUUCAACGAUUCACAGGUCUUCGUGUUUAACUUGUCUUCAUGAAGUGGAGCGGGACGUUUAGGCGCGUUUUUGGACUUCUCCGGUGUUUCUGUGCGUGCGAUGAAAAACCCCUACAAUGAUUUUGGCAGUCAAUUAAUUAUGGGCGCGCACAUCCUGGAGUCCAACUCCAGCGGCAACUUGACGCCUGCGGUGUCGGAAGCUGGGGCUGUCCUGCCGGGCUACCUGGUGGUGAUCUUAUCGGUACUUAUGGUGACUCUGGUUGUCGUUGUUGUGGCAGGGAACGCACUGGUCAUCAUGGCUUUUAUUGUGGACAAAACCCUGAGAAAUCAAAGCAACUACUUCUUUUUGAACCUUGCUAUAUCCGAUUUUCUAGUGGGUUUCCUGGAACUGCGUCUUGUCGCUAAUUUUCUGCCGCAUGUAAUGCAUCUUACACCCAGAAACUGUGAAGGUGCCUUUUGCAUCCCGGUGUACAUCCCCUAUAACCUGACCGGCAGGUGGAUGCUGGGCAAAGGGCUCUGCAAAGUGUGGCUGGUCAUGGAUUACCUCCUUUGCUCAGCCUCUGUCUUCAACAUUGUCCUUAUUAGUUAUGAUCGCUUCCUGUCAGUCACAAGAGCGGUUAAAUACAGAGCUCAGAGGAACAUGACCCACCAGGCUGUUUUCAAGAUGGUGGCGGUGUGGGUGCUGGCCUUCCUCCUUUACGGCCCUGCCAUCAUCUUCUGGGAAACGAUCGUCGGCUACAGCAUUGUCCCGGCCCACGAGUGCUAUGCUGAGUUUUAUUUCACCUGGUACUUCCUGCUGAGCGCGUCUACCUUUGAGUUCUUCACCCCGUUUGUGUCGGUGGCCUUUUUCAACCUCAGCAUCUAUCUCAACAUCCAUCGCAGGAAUAAGAGUGGGGCUGCCUGUGCUGAAGACAAUGCCAAGCCUCAGAAGAACAAUGAGAAGCAUAAAGAUGGAGCCAGCUGGUCCGUGUUUUUUGUCAAGACUCGGAAGGUGAUGUCAAGCGAGCCUGUUGCGAUCUCUGCGGUCAUCGAAGAUGACGACAUCUUGUCUCCCUCCUCCAGCGGGGAGCCUAACGCCAGUCAGAUAUUAAUGCAGCGAGAGAAGUUCUCUCCGCACAGAAAAAACUCCAGGUUGUUUCAGCACACGGCCUCCUGCAUGGUGCCUGGCCGUAGGACACCGGGAUCUCGGCUUUCCAGAGACAAAAAGAUUGCUAAAUCUUUAGCCAUUAUAGUCUGCAUUUUUGGGAUAUGCUGGGCUCCGUACACUCUACUGAUGAUUAUCCGUGCCGCCUGUAGCGGUAAAUGUGUGGCGAACUACUGGUACGAGAUUACCUUCUGGCUUCUGUGGCUGAACUCUGCCAUCAACCCGUUCUUGUACCCUGUGUGCCACAGCAGCUUUCGAAGGGCUUUCUCAAAGAUACUGUGCCCUAAAAGACAAUCAGUUCAACCACAGAUUGAAGUUCAGUCUUGUUAGAUGAACUCAAAUGAACUUGCAUAUUUUAUGAAUGGAGUAAAUGUUGCUGAACACUGUAAAAAAUCCAUUUGAUGUUCUUCUAUAAAAAAAAAAAGGCCAGUUUUCAAAAAUUAGGUAAAUGUUUGCAUUUAAAUGAGGAUUGUAACAUACCUGACAGCAAUACGAUGACACAACACAGCUGAAAAUAGCACAACAUAAUAUUCUUAUGGGCAGAACAAUAGACUCUUGUAGUACCAUUGGAUAAAUCUGCCCACGAUUAAACCACCUCUCAAAGCCAGUUUCAGAUUUUUCUAAUGUUGUUCUUGUUCAUUUUAAAACCUUCACACAUUCCCUCUAAGAAGGCUGCAGAAGGCUGUGAAAUGAUGGCAUAUGCAGUCUUAAAGAAGGUAAUUACCAUAAUUUAGUCUAAGAUAUCACACAUAUAUGAGAACUACUGAUCACCAGGUUGUUAAAUUGUGUUCUGUCUGAAUGGAAGCACGACGCAGACAGAAAUGACAUCUUCACCCAGCAUCCAAUUUCAUAGCGGCCACCGUGAGAACAUUUCAACUUCUAUUUAGAUGAAGCUGAUGUGAAGCAAGAACUCAAUGGUCUUUUGAUGGUUUCAGAAUAUAUCUGCACAUGAAACCCUUUCAUGUUACAGUUUCAAAUAUACAGCUGCAAGUUUGACUUUAUGCUCAUGCCCCUAAAAACUAUACAAUGCAAAUCAUGCAGCGAUAGACUCACAAAUGCAGAGUCCUCCAUGUUUAAAGCACUAGAAAAGAAGACAAGAGUGUGCUUACUGACCAAUGAGUGUACUUUUAUCAAAGUAAUUCUAAAUAUUUUAUAGUUUUAAUCUUAUGGCAAGGAAAUCUACCUGACAUCUGUCAAAAUGUUAAGAAAAUGUCAAAGCAAAAUGUGAAGCACAAUGAAAAGAGAGCUGAUUUAAAACUUAUGUACAAUAAGAUCAAUGUCAGGCCAGAUGGCUGAGUUAAUUAUUUAUUUCAAGGCUCGACUGGUUUACCUAAAACUGUUUUCACACAUGCAGUGCAGUCUUGAAUUUUUGCCGAAAGGUACAUGCAAGGAUUUGCUUGUAAGACUCAGUGGAACAUUAAACAGUUUUUCCUUGAUGCAAAGCCUGCGUGAUGUCUGACUGAGCUCAUGUGCGAGCAGAAAAACGAAUCGUCCAGCGAAUUCAUGAUUCAGGGAAUCAUCGUGUUCUGCCUCCCUCUCGCUGAACCCAGACAGCUCGCCUGCCUUAACCAAACAAAGUAUUUCCAGGAGUGAGAAAGAGUCUGACUGUCUCCUGUUGUGUUCUACAAAGGAGAAAGAACACUUUUGAAUAAUAAUAUGACCUGAUUCUCCCAACAUAGUGCAGACAUGUGAAAACCGCAUAUUUGAUUACUUUGUGUAUUGGUUAUGAAUCUGUGCAGCUGUAAGUCAGAUGAAAAAAAUAAAAUAAAAUAAAAG